AUGAGUAAAAAAUUAAAGAACUUAAAAUGGAAUACUGUUGCUUUAGAGGGUUUCCCUGCAUCUGUCACACAGAAUUUGCAAGGGUUUGUAGGUUUAGAAGAGUGUACAACUUAUGGCAUGGAUAAGGAAAGUAAACGCCCGAAAAAGAAAAAGGUUCAAAAUAAACGUAAAAUCCCAAAUUAUGCACCCGAAAAUGAAAUACCAAACAAGAAAGUGAAACUAUCUAACGGUUUUAUAGUAGAAAAUUGUGAUUCUGCUACUCCAUCACUGAAUAAUAAAAUUUUUAAAGUUUUUACGUAUAGUAAUGAAAAUAAGAUAUGUAAGAGCAAUAAACCUGAAAAGAACUCUAUAAAACCCGUAAACACAACGGCGAGUACUAACAAUGUGAAAAGGAGUAAAAACAAAGCGAGACUUGGUGAACGCACUGAAGAGAAUGAGUCAAAUUUGACUCCAGAAGACAUGUUAACUUGGGCCGAGUUCAAAUUGCCUGAACCUAUAUUAAAAGCUUUAGCCGAGUUGGGUUUCAAACAGCCUACUAAAAUCCAGCAGUUAACUUUGCCUGCUGCUGUUCAUGGCCGUAGAGAUAUUCUAGGUGCAGCAGAGACCGGUAGUGGUAAGACUCUAGCAUUUGGUCUCCCAAUCUUGGCCGGAAUCAUGAGCCUAAAAGCGAAAGCUGAAGCCAAGGGUAUGGAUGUUUACGAUAUACCAUAUAAAAAGACUUCUAAUAAAAAGAAAAAGGAACCAGAGAUUAAGAAACCUAUGAAAAAGAUUAUCAAUAAAAAAGAUAAUAAAAAUGAUAAACAAGCCCCUAAACUCAAAGAAUCAUUUGAAGAAGGGUACAGUACCGCUGAAGAUAGUGAAGCAGAAAAUGAAGAAGAAAACCAGUUAAAUAACAAUAAAACAAAUUCUGUUAAACUCAAAAAUAUUGCUAAAACCAGAAACAAAAUAAAACAAAAUGAUAAUAGAGUACAAUCAGCUAAAACGAAUGGCAAUAAAAUUAUAAUAAAUAAAACAAAAGUAACUAAAUUACCAUCCAAUGAUGAUGAUUAUUUAGAGGAAAUAGAAGUGCCUCUAAUAAAAAGAGAUGCAUCUGAAGAAUUUGAUGAAAGUGAUGGAAGUGAUGAUAAUUACAUUCAUUUAUCCGAUAUGUUGGACUCUGAUGAUUUAGCUGAUAGCAGUAGUGAUGAUGAUACCUCCAAUUUUAAUGAUAAUAUAAAAUCAGAUGAUGAUAAUGAAAGUGUAGAAGUAUUAGAUAAUGACAUCUCAGAAGAUGAAGAUAAUGGAUCUAAUAGUCCCAAUGAUUCUAAUGAAAAUGAUUUAUCUGAAAAUGAAACCAGUGAAGAAUCUGAUGCAAAUAAUGAUGAUGAAAGUGGUAGUGAAUUGGAGAAUGACGACAAAGACUCUGGGGAAGAAAUUGAAGAUUCCGGAGAUGAGGGAGAUGAAGCAAUGAUUGAAGAUGAAGGAGGUAUUGGCUGCGUAAAAGUGAUAGACAACAUAGAUAUUCCAGCACCUGUGGUCACGAAGACCGGCAAGCCGUUGUACGCUCUUAUAUUGACUCCAACUCGUGAGCUCGCCAUACAGAUUAGCAACCAUCUGAAGGCGGCUGCUAAGUAUACAGGAAUUAGAAUAGCAACGAUAGUGGGUGGCAUGGCGUCAGUGAAGCAGGAGAGGUUGCUCCAGUGCGGGCCCGAGGUGGUCGUGGCUACGCCGGGGCGACUAUGGCAGCUGCUGCAGCAGGGACAGCCGCAUUUGCAGCAGUUGGACUGUGUAAAAUUCUUAGCUAUUGAUGAGACCGACCGCAUGAUCGAACGCGGUCACUUCGAAGAGCUGCAGCCUUUGCUCGAACGCCUUAAUGUCGAUGACGAUAGGCGAAGCUCGAGACAGAAUUUCGUCUUCUCUGCCACGCUAACUAUGGUACAUGAGCUGCCGGCACAUAUAAAGGGAAAGAAGGUGACGAAGAGAGGAAAAAUAAUAAAUCGUAAAAUUGAAAAAAUGACGCCGCAACAAAAAAUCCAUAGAUUGAUCAAAAUGAUCGGAAUGACCGACCCUAAGGUCGUGGAUAUUACUACUAAAAAUUUAGGCACGGCCGAAACCUUAACAGAGAGCAAGAUAGCAUGCUCCCUUGAGCACAAAGACGCAUAUUUAUAUUAUAUAUUAAAACGACACCCGGGCAGGACUAUUGUAUUUUGUAACUCCAUUGGAUGCGUUAAGAGAUUGUCGCAACUAUUCACAAUAUUAAAAUGCCGGCCGCUGCCGUUGUACGCCAGCUUGCCUCAAAAACAACGACUUAAAAAUUUAGAAAGGUUCCGCGAUGAUCCCCAUGGCGUGCUCAUAUCAACUGAUGUGGCGGCGAGAGGUCUGGACAUACCCGAUAUUGACCACGUCAUUCACUAUCAAGUACCGCGGACCGCUGAGAACUACGUGCACCGCAGUGGACGUACAGCGCGCGCCACGAAGGAAGGCCUCACAAUCCUCAUGAUGGAACCUGCUGAGGCUUUUCUCUACACUAAACUCUGUCGCACUUUAAAUAAGACCACCGACCUCCCGACUUUUCCAAUCUCCCCCACAACCCUCUCCCCUCUUAAGGACCUAGUCGCUGUCGCGAGAGAAAUCGACGUCCUAGAGCUAAAGCGACGAAGAACUACGCAAGCUCUCAGCUGGCGUGAUAAAGCUGCUAGAGAUAUGGAUAUGAUUGUUGAUGAUGAUGACCUGUAUCCUUUUUUUUAA
Messenger RNA from Hyposmocoma kahamanoa, 2727 nucleotides. RefSeq names its product ATP-dependent RNA helicase DDX24. The coding region runs from base 1 to 2727 and encodes 908 amino acids. Gene Ontology annotation, cellular component: nucleolus. Lineage: Eukaryota; Metazoa; Arthropoda; Insecta; Lepidoptera; Cosmopterigidae. Gene Ontology annotation, molecular function: RNA helicase activity; ATP binding; nucleic acid binding. The transcript is spliced from 12 exons. The record is from RefSeq and is a predicted model, not a curated record.